Messenger RNA from Pseudomassariella vexata, 3327 nucleotides. RefSeq lists its product as uncharacterized. Gene Ontology annotation, biological process: protein polyubiquitination. Lineage: Eukaryota; Fungi; Ascomycota; Sordariomycetes; Amphisphaeriales; Pseudomassariaceae. The transcript has 2 exons. Bases 1 to 3327 code for a protein of 1108 amino acids. The record is from RefSeq and is a predicted model, not a curated record. Gene Ontology annotation, molecular function: ubiquitin protein ligase activity.
AUGGAUGUUUUCCGGAAUCCACACGGCCAACUCCAGCACCAUGCAGAGUCGUCGAGCACUGACGACGACGAUAUUCGUUUUUCGAAACCGAAGCCCAAGUCGCGCCCCGCUCGACAUUCCCGUUCAAUGAGCCAUCCAAUCACCUCUCUGUUCAGCAAGAAGAAGAAGCCCGCCAGCGACGGUGUCGACGACGAUUCAACUGAUGAUGAUACUACUCAUGCCAGAGGGCAGCUGGGUUUGCGCACAUCGAUGGCUCCACCCGGGCCCCGCCGAAGGUCCGCCGACUCUGUCAAGGGCAACUGCAUGACAUGUGGUAGUCAGGUCUCGUGGCCGAAGGAGGUCGAUGCCUUCAGGUGCUCCAUAUGCGUGACCAUCAACGACUUGAAACCUUUCAACCCGCCUAGAAGAGACGAGAAGGGCUCCGAACCUCCGAGGCCGAUCUCCCUCGAGCACACCAAGUUUCUUGUCCGGGAGGGCCUGCGAUGUGCACUGAACUCCUUUCUGGUCGGCAGAGCACCGAAAGACCGCAAUGGAACGUCAGACGCCGGGCCUAGUGGUCCUCUCUCUCGGGUUGCUGGCGACUACUUCUCUCAAAAACAGGACAGGCCGAUCUCUAUUCAUCGCAGUCCGCCAGUGCUUAUUCCUAGUCCUGUCUUUGACGGCCACACUGAGGUUAGCUUUGAAAUGAACCCCUUGCGCCAACUCGCCGGUCCAUCCCGGUCAAACUCGACGUCAUAUCCUGAUGCUAGAAGCUCAGGACUCCCGUCGAAGCCGCAGAAGAGAGAGCCGGUCGGCAUUGAUGGUUGCAGGAUAUUUAAGCCACUAGAGGAUUACUUGGCCACGAGCUUCAACUCAUAUGCAUGCAUCAACGCGUCCUUCGUCGCACGGCGAAAAAGUUUCAGCUCUCGACCCGUUGGAGCACAACCCAGGACGCGGCGACAAAGCUUCAAGUCGGCGCCAAUCGACACUCCUCGGAAUCGCCGAGGUUCACGCAGCGAUCCUGUCAACACCGACACUCUGGUUUCGGAGCUAGACGCAAAGAUGCUGCUGGUGGGUGACAUUGCUGAAAACGGAUCGUGGUGGACGGGUGGUCAGGAAAUCCAGCCAUUGAGGGCUCAGUCAUGGCGAUUAAACGAACCGCAGCCUAUAGCCAAUGCUCGGUCACCGCAAAUCGAUUGGAAAGAAGCUACUGCUUGGUAUCAUAGUGUUAUAAAUGCUGGAGAAAGUUGGACGGAUGUCUAUGGGGAACUCGUUCAGAAAGACCCAACCAAGACGCUCUCAGAACUGGACGGGCAAAACUUUGAGCAACUCGUUCUCGCCGCCCAGGAACACCUGCAACGGGUGUUGUUGAAGUGCACAGAAAACUUCCUCAAGCGGCCCGGCCGGUUGCUCAAGGAGCCUCAGGACAGCCGCUUUCUUCUACUUUUCCUGGCAAACCCGCUUCUACUGCAUGGUCACAAGACCUACGCGGGAGUAUGUCAACACUUGCGAAAGGAGCCAAGAGCACCUGAAGACGCAUACACUGUUGGGCGACACUCAGUAAUUAUUAAGAGGAUCCUCGGCAUCCUAUCCCACCUACCGGAUCCUUGUCAUCACCAUUUUGUUGGGUGGUUUUCGAGGCUACCGGAACAUAUUUUCUUGCAAAUCAAGGAUCUCGUCAGCAGCUUUGUCACAUACCGGCUCGUGCGUGCAAAUGAGAAAAGAUCGGAGCCGAAAGUGGACUUGACGGGCGGGUUGAUACCUCAGAUGCCUAGCAAUCGUUCCAGCAAUAAUGCAGCGUCGCUCCAUGCGGCACUUGGAACAUCCCAGCGCUCCAAUAAACGAAAGCCCGUUGAAUUGAAGAAAACUACUUACGGCGAUGAUUGGCAGAUGAAAGCCGGAGCUCAAGUUAUGGCUCUGGUGUUCGCUGCGAACAACGUGACUCACGUGCGUAGGAAUGAAGUGAGUGUUCGGCAUGCCCAUGGUCACUUGCUAGCCACUAGCGACUUUUACAACACUUUACUUGAUACCAUGGACUUCAGGGCGGAUUUCGAGGAAUGGGAGUCCAAGAAGAGCAAGUUUUCUUUCUGUCACUAUCCAUUCUUCCUCAGCAUUUGGACGAAAAUCCGGAUCCUCGAGUUUGAUGCGAAGCGGCAAAUGGCUCACAAGGCGCACCAGGCGCUAGUCGACAGUGUACUCACCCACAGAAACUUUGCCCAGUACAUCUCGCUCCGAGUGCGUCGGGAUUGUCUUGUGGAAGACAGUUUGAGGCAAGUGAGCCAGGUCGUUGGCAGUGGAAGUGAAGAGAUCAAGAAAGGCCUGCGCAUCGAGUUUGACGGCGAAGAAGGCGUGGACGCAGGGGGGCUCCGCAAGGAAUGGUUUCUCUUGCUGGUGAGGGAAGUCUUCAAUCCAGACCAUGGCCUUUUUGUCUUUGACGAGGACUCCCAACACUGCUACUUUAACCCCCACACCUUCGAGACUUCGGAUCAGUAUUUUCUCGUGGGGGUCGUGUUGGGCCUGGCUAUAUACCACUCAACGAUCCUGGAUAUCGCCUUGCCACCUUUCGCCUUCCGUAAACUUCUUGCUGCGGCACCAGCUCCCUCCACUGGAAUAACAGGCCUUCUGCGACCACCAAUGACCUAUUCAUUGUCUGAUCUUCGUGAAUACCGGCCACGCCUUGCGCAUGGGCUCAAACAACUGCUCGAGUUUGAGGGAGAUGUUGAAUCAACGUUCUGUCGAGAUUUCGUUAUUGAAACGGAGAAAUACGGCACAACGAUACGAACACCUCUCUGCCCCGGAGGAGAAAAUAUGCAGGUGACAAAUAACAACAGACACAAGUUCGUCGAGCUUUACGUAAGGUAUCUCCUCGAUACGUCGGUGAGUCGACAGUUCGAGCCAUUCAAGCGGGGAUUCUUCACGGUGUGUGCUGGCAAUGCCUUGUCUCUCUUCAGGCCAGAAGAGAUCGAACUUCUCGUGCGAGGAUCCGAUGAGCCGCUCGACAUUGCGACCCUGAGAGCUGUUGCGACUUAUACCAACUGGGAGCCGGACAAGUCCUCGGAACCGGAGCUCGAGCCAACCGUCGAUUGGUUUUGGAAGAGUUUCGCAGCAGCGUCACCUGCGGACCAGCGCCGUCUCCUUUCCUUCAUCACCGGGAGCGACCGCAUUCCGGCGAUGGGGGCGGCCUCUCUUGUCAUCAAAAUCAACUGUCUGGGUGACGACAUCGGGCGAUACCCCACGGCACAGACGUGUUUCAAUGCCCUAAAUCUUUUCCGCUACAGGCUGCAAGAAAGUCUGGAGGUCAAAUUAUGGGGGGCGGUUAGGGAGAGCGAGGGCUUUGGACUUCGAUGA